This is a messenger RNA of Gilbertella persicaria, 697 nucleotides long. RefSeq lists its product as uncharacterized. The record is from RefSeq and is a predicted model, not a curated record. The coding region runs from base 79 to 663 and encodes 194 amino acids. The transcript has 3 exons. NCBI's taxonomy places the organism in Eukaryota, Fungi, Mucoromycota, Mucoromycetes, Mucorales, Choanephoraceae.
CCCCCAUCUCAUUUACUUGUUUAUAGUGAAAGAGAGUGCUUAGAUCAAUAUGAAAGGAGUUCAGAUAGCCCUGCUGUCAUGACAAGUCAUUUACUUGAUUUAUUACUUCAAGACAAACCUCAAGAUGCAUCUCGCAUUGUUAAUUUAGUUGAGAAAUCCAACAUUCGAUUUAUGCAUUUACUUCAGGGCAAGGAUGUGGCUGAAGAAGUCGAUGUCUUUUACACACCUGCUUAUGCUGCUGGGAAUGUAGUCGUCGAUAGUCUAUUAAGCAACGUUCUCUUAAGUCAGACAUAUUACAAACCAGACAUUGUGUCUGUCAUCAAAGCGCUCUGUGGCAUGCCUGGUCCUCUUUACGACAAAGACACUGCGCAUGUACUUAUGUGCAAUGACAAAACAAAACCUCGCUUAUUCCCUAGCUCACGCCAUUUGACAUUGAUUGUGAUGCCACCUUGCUUUAUUAACAAGACAUUUGCUUUUUUGUUUGAAACUCUUAUCAUGGAUCAUGAAGUACUUCCUCUAGGUAUCUUGAGAGCACCUGAUGAAAACAUGGGUAAUGAGCUUUCUUUUGUGUAUACCAAUCCUGUUUCUUCGCUUGUGUUGAAACGAACAGACAAAAUUUAUGUGCUGGCUUCAUCAGGUUGGAGUUUUUUUUCUCAUCAAUAAACUCUUUUAUUACCUAGGCUCUAGAUCCAGCACA